UCCCAAAACUGAUGUUGUGCUGUAGUAUAUGGAGGAUGUAGGAUUAAUCUUUCAUCACUGUUGUCUGACUACACAUUUACAUCUUAUCAUAAGCCAUUUUAUCAAGCUUUUAUUAUAGUGUAAUCUAACAGGAACGUAAAACGUUUUAUACCGUUUACUUCUUCAGGCAGCGUUUAAUCUGUAUUUUCACUUUGUUAUCAAGGUCAUGUGUAAUAGCCUGGUUUGUUCAGUAAAGGAUUUCCAUGAACUUUAGGCCGACCUGAUGAUCAAGGCGUGACCCAUUGCAAUCCAUUUACUUCCUCGGUGGUUAACUGUAAACCAGACUCCUCCCUGAACCACAGGGGAUAUAAAGUGGAACUUUUUGAUAAAUGCUGAACUUCAGAAGAGCCGAGAUACCACUACAUGUUACUGGAGCAAAAUGACUGAAAGACAAAGACGUGAAGAUGAAGAUUCUAAUAUAAUUUACUCCAAGAGGCUACGGAGUGAACGACCCCCCAUUGAUUUCAAUGUUUCAAGUGAGUUAAAUCGGAAGUUAUUGGAUGGAGAAACAUGGAAAAUCCAAAGGAAAGAUUUCAAAAAACCAAGUGUGCAACUUGCAUCAGCUAACAUUGACAUACUUGAUACCGUAAACAUAAUUGACACGUAUGACAGACCGAAAAACACCAAAAAAGAAGGCCGCUAUGCUGGAUCUAGAAGAUAUGUAGAUGGUUUUGAAGACAAACCAGGAAAGAGACUUCCCAAAUUUGGAGCUCAAGCAGAAGCAGGAGUAGGUCGUGCCCGAGCUGAACUCAGUGUGUUAGAGGCAGAAGCCAAGGGUCCCAACGCCAUGGCUGGUGUUGAAGGAAGUGUGCUUGGAAUUGGAGCGAUGGCUCGGGCUGAGAUUGGCAGCACAUCAGCCAAAGCUGGCCCACUUGGUGUUAAGCUGGGUCUUGGAGUCGACACUGGUGCAUCUUUUGGUGUGCGUGGGUUGGAGGCAAAAUUCCUAGGAACUGGAAUCUCAGUUGGUCCAAAAACCAGUGUAUCUCUUUUGGGUUCAGAAGUUACAUGUUCAGUCAUGUAGACAUAUUGAUUAUCUCUGAAUGCUUUUACGUUGGCACAACAGCUGGCCACGUAUUUAAUUGUCCAAUCUUGCAGUUGUCAAUAUUAGCAUCUGGUCAAUAAUUCUUCUCAAUGAUUUUAAUGCUUUCUCACAGUUAUGUGUAUAAUUGGACUCUAAGCAUCAUUACUGUCUAAAUAAUACUUGUAUACCAACAUUUGUUCACUGACAGCACAACAGUGUAAAUGCAAAGCAGGAAAUUAGAUUUAUGAAUAAACGCAUCUGUAUGUAAUAAUUCA
Molecule: messenger RNA, 1335 nt
Organism: Myxocyprinus asiaticus (Chinese sucker)
Lineage: Eukaryota; Metazoa; Chordata; Actinopteri; Cypriniformes; Catostomidae
Exons: 3
Coding region: 419-1060 (213 amino acids)
Source: RefSeq, a predicted model, not a curated record